Clarias gariepinus (North African catfish) is the source of this 1056-nucleotide messenger RNA. RefSeq names its product mediator complex subunit 8 (gene med8). Gene Ontology annotation, cellular component: mediator complex; core mediator complex. The transcript is spliced from 7 exons. Lineage: Eukaryota; Metazoa; Chordata; Actinopteri; Siluriformes; Clariidae. Gene Ontology annotation, biological process: regulation of transcription by RNA polymerase II. The record is from RefSeq and is a predicted model, not a curated record. Gene Ontology annotation, molecular function: transcription coregulator activity; RNA polymerase II cis-regulatory region sequence-specific DNA binding. The coding region runs from base 113 to 922 and encodes 269 amino acids.
CCGCUCAUGGUGUGUCCGGACGCAUUUUUCAGGUGCACAAGUCAUCCACUUCCGCUUCACUGUUUCCGAGUUUCCUGUGUUUUUGGCUGAGGUGCUGUCGGAUUUAGUAACUAUGCAGCAGCGAGAGGAGAAGCAGCUGGAAGCAUCCGUUGAGUCUCUCAUUUCUCGAGUCGCACAUCUGAAGAAUUCUUUACAAAGCUUCAUCUAUAAACUGGAAAAUGAAUACGACAGACUGACAUGGCCCUCAGUGCUGGACAACUUCGCCCUUUUGUCUGGGCAGCUAAACACCAUCAACAAGCUGUUACGUAAUGAGAAAACUCCAUCCUACCGGAACCAGGUCAUCAUUCCCUUGCUGCUCUCACCCGACAGAGACGAAGAGCUGGCAAAACUGACAGAACAGCGAGUGCCUGUGUUUAGCCAUGAGAUUGUACCGGACCACCUGAGAACAAAACCUGACCCAGAAGUAGAAGAGCAGGAGAAACAACUGAGUACAGAAGCUGCUAGAAUCGGACAAGAAGUAGCUCAGAAACAGAUCCAGACUCUGAACAAACUUUGCUCAAGCCUUUUAGAGAAGCUUAACAACCCUCGUGACGACAGAGAUGCAGAAACUUCAGCCUUGCGUCAGAACAAACAGUGGUUUAACCCAACUGACACCAACGCUCUAGUGGCAGCAGUAGGUUUUGGAAAAGGCUUGUCCAAGUGCAGACCCCCUACUUCAGUGGCUCCUGGACAUCCAGGACAAAACAUGAUGGCGGGGGGGCCCACACUGCAGCAAGUGACCAUCGCUGGAGCUCCUGGACAUCAGGCUGGUAUCGGAGCAUCUGUGGCACAACAGCAGCCUGGCCAACCUGGUAAAAUGCCAAGCAGCAUUAAGACAAAUAUAAAGUCGGCCUCAGGUUCAAUGCAUCCUUAUAACCGAUAAGAAGCUGCAGGAGCUUGUGUCAGAAGGUCCUUAUGCAUCUGUAACAAGGAGAGCAAAAGAAUCUGUAUGUAUGUAUGAAUGUAUGUAAUGUAUGUUUUUUGUUUCAUAAAUAAAAUCUCUGUUCAUUUUGGCAA